AUGGCUACAACAACUACUCUUGAACUCUUUACUUUACCCGUAUACGAUAUACAUUUGAUUCAAAAAGAGCUGGAGAAAGAAAGAACUUAUUGUGUGCUGGGUGCUGCAACUACAGUCGGAUCCUGGAUUUUUGGUCCAUUAUUGAAUCCUCCUGACAAACAGGAAAACAAUUUAAGCCAUGUGAGUGCAUGUGGUUUAACAGCACGAGAAGUUGUCAAUCGUUUGAGUUCCGUUUCAAAUGAAGGACUACGAAAAAAAUUAGCUGCCGUAGUUUUACCAUAUAUUAUGAAUAAAUCAAACGAGAAUAUGCAAAAGCUCUUUGAUAACCUGGAUUUUGACUUUUAUAAAUUAGAUGACACAAAAGGUGAUAUCAAUGUGAAUGAACAAACGUAUCAAGAUUCAUCAGAACGACGUAAAAUCAACGUUUAUUAUGCAAAAUGUUUAAUACGCCGUAUAAAUGGCAAAUACGAUAUAAACCUUGCAUAUUAUGACUAUGUUGCAGAGAUUUCGUGGUAUAGUGUCGAUGCUCUGAGUCGAAAUCGUGACGCUAUUAAUCGAGAUCUUCAAAUUGCCAAAGCAUUAGCAUAUAAUAAAUUACAUCGUCAACUGGAACAAUCGUGGCCUGGUCAAGUCACUUUGCAACUAAAAACAGCGUUGCCUGAUACUAAUUGA
Rotaria sp. Silwood1 is the source of this 672-nucleotide messenger RNA. The record is from the annotation of a GenBank genome assembly. NCBI's taxonomy places the organism in Eukaryota, Metazoa, Rotifera, Eurotatoria, Philodinida, Philodinidae.